AUUUUUGAUUUUCUUUUUGCAAAUUUGUCGACUGUUAAAAAAAUUAUACUUAAAUAUAAUAGAGAAGCAUGGUUUGCAGAUAAUUAAAUUCGCUUUCCGGAAAUAGCAAAAUUAGCGUUUUUAUUAUGCUCGUAAUAUUAUUAAAUAUACUGGUAUUCCCGUGCGUAUCACAAUAACAAUUAUCGAUUAUUGUUUGCCAACUAUUAUUUGUUAUCAGAUUUUUUCACGGGCCAAGCUCUUAACGCUGCCUCGUAUAGAAGCAGUCGAUAAACAAUAAAGCGUUUGUAUUUUCGCCCCGCGCGUUGUUGAAAUUAAUUGAUCCAUCUGCCAAUUGAUUAUUUAUCGCUGCUUCGAUACGCGCUAAAAUCAGCUAUUUUUGAUCGCGCGCGACGACAAGAAGCAGACAUGCAUUGUGGUAGCUUGCGCGAGGAUUUCACCCCUUACCAGCCAAUUUGGUGUGGGGUGCGUAGCGACCUCAAAGCUACACCAACUCCGGAAAAUUCGAGCUUUAUCAAACUUAUCUGGAACAUCACGCAACCCUCGGAAAUAAUCAUCAAGACAUCUGUGUUUUUGCCGGUGGUAUUUUGGGGAAUAGUAUGCAACCUAGCGUUGAUAUAUGUUAUUGCGCAAAACCGACACCUUCGUUCACCGACGAAUCUUCUUGUCGGCAAUAUGGCGGUGGCGGAUCUGCUUUCACUUCUGAUUCAUCCCUGGGUGUUUCUAGUCUAUGACUUCUUUCAGAAUUAUCAACUGGGCGCCUUUGGAUGUCGUGUUGAAGGUGCAAUCGAAUGUUCUUUAUUGUUAGCCAGUGUCAUGAACUUAGCUGCCAUUAGCUAUGAUCGGCUCACAGCGAUUGUGUUGCCAAGAGAAACCCGGUUGACCAGAAAUGGAGCAAAAAUAGUAAUGGCGGUUACCUGGCUCGCGGGACUGGUCUUUGCAUCCCCUUUAUUCUUCUACCGGAGUUAUACGGAACGAACAUGGUUGGAUUUUACCGAACGAUUUUGCUCCGAAGAUUUGAUUGUAAGCAACAUCUACUGGCAUGUUAUCAUCACCAUGAUGGUAUGGUUUCCGUUGAUCACAAUGACGCUUUGCUAUAUAACAAUAUUCAUUAAGCUGGCAAGAUAUCAGAACUACGUUCAGAACAAAACAAAGAGUUUGAUUCAAGUACGCUACAAAGCCAAAGUGGCGAAAACAAUGUUUAUCGUCGUGAUCGCCUUCAUUAUCUGCCAUGUGCCAUUCUCGGCGUUAAUUUUCUACCGCAACCAACUUAUAAAAGGAGGCAAUGACGACGAUUCAGUUGUCAACAGAACAAAUGGAUUGUACCAAGUUCUAUGGUUCGUUUCCAAAUUAUUCCUGUUCAUCAACGCCGGUUUGAAUCCCGUUAUCUACGGCAUUAUGAACGACAAAUUCUGCAAGGUGUUCCGGGUGACUCCGGUGGUAAAGUGGAUUUUCAUGACGCCCAUUCGCAAAGUCGAGCCAGGCACAAAAGACACGGUACUGGCUGACUCCAAGGAGAAACCACCAAAGGUUUUUACCGUUUUCCAACCGCGGUCACCAACUAUUGGAAAGUCACCGAUGAUUUUUCAGCAGCCGCGACUUUCUUCAGAAACGUCAACCGCGCCGUAA
This is a messenger RNA of Dalotia coriaria, 1626 nucleotides long. Its product is annotated as substance-P receptor. Lineage: Eukaryota; Metazoa; Arthropoda; Insecta; Coleoptera; Staphylinidae. Bases 406 to 1626 code for a protein of 406 amino acids. Gene Ontology annotation, molecular function: neuropeptide receptor activity; neuropeptide binding. Gene Ontology annotation, biological process: G protein-coupled receptor signaling pathway. The record is from RefSeq and is a predicted model, not a curated record. Gene Ontology annotation, cellular component: plasma membrane; neuron projection. The transcript has 6 exons.